Molecule: messenger RNA, 7068 nt
Organism: Dreissena polymorpha
Lineage: Eukaryota; Metazoa; Mollusca; Bivalvia; Myida; Dreissenidae
Product: deubiquitinating protein VCPIP1-like
Biological process (GO): protein ubiquitination; Golgi reassembly; protein K48-linked deubiquitination
Molecular function (GO): cysteine-type deubiquitinase activity
Source: RefSeq, a predicted model, not a curated record
UUUAGUAUAUUGUAACCGGAGUAAUUUCCCGGUGCGAGGAAAAUAAUACUUUUGUAAAAACAAGGUUGUAUUUACGAAGCUAACAUCCAUGGAACGGAAACUGAAAUUGCUUUACUACAACAACGAGCAGAGGAACGUCGCCCAACUGUGAUUAACAUUGGGCAUGGAACACCGGACAAAAUGGCAUCACAAACAAAACGCCAGAAGAGUUCAGAUGCCUACAAACUGCUUUAUGGGACCUGUCCUGACGAGGAGUGUCAAGCAAAGCUAUUCUUUCCUUCUUAUGAUAAAAGUAUAGAAUGUACAAGUUGUGGACAAAGGCAUGAGAAAUCACAACUUCGCAAUGUUGCAGAAGUCACCAAUCCUGAUGUUGCAUUGCACAAUCUCCUUAAAAAUGUUCUAUUUGGAAAGAUCAAACCAAAGAAAGGACCUGAUGAUGUUAAAGUUCUCGGGUUAUCGAAUUAUGUCUGUAAACUGAUAUCCCCAUUGCUCACGUAUUAUGGAAUGGACAAAGACCACAAAGCAAAAUUGCUGUCAGAAAUGGGUAAAGGGCAUGUGUUUGAUGUGAGUGUGUUAGGAGACAGAGCGUUUGUUAUUGAAGAGGACAAUUUGAAUCUGGUAGGGUAUGGCAGAGACCGUUCUGGCAGUGCCUAUUAUUUAGCUGAAACUUUACGAGACAUAGAGGCAUUUAAUGAUAAUGAGACCAGACUUGUGCCUAUACAUGCUGAUGGGGAUGGCCACUGCCUCGUGCAUGCCAUUUCCCGUGCUUUAGUGGGCAGAGAACUUUUUUGGCAUGCUUUGAGAAUUAAUUUGAAGAAUCAUAUGGCCAAUAACCUGGACAAAUACAAGCUACUUUUUGAAGACUUUGUUGACACGGAUGAAUGGGGGGCUAUAAUUGAAGAGUGUGACCCGGAGUAUUUGCCCCCUUUGGGAGAAGCCCAUGGGCUUAGGAACAUACACAUUUUUGGACUUGCUAAUGUUCUCCAUAGACCCAUCAUACUGCUGGAUUCAAGGAGCGGAAUGCACAGUUCAGGAGACUAUUCUGGUGUGUUUCUCCCUGGACUUGUGGAACCAGAGCAGUGCAGAGGCAAGGACGGCAGUUUGAACAAGCCACUUUGUAUUGCCUGGAGCAGCCUUGGCAGAAACCACUAUAUUCCAAUUGUUGCUGUAAAGGGAAAGGAGCCAGCUAAGCUGCCAAGCUAUAUGGUUCAGAAGUCUUGGGGUAUGCCCAAAGAAACGAUCAAGAAAUACAUAGACUUUGACCAGCAGUUUCGAUGUACAGUGGGAGGAGAUAAAUGCCUGACGGAGCGAUACUUGAAGCAGCUAGUGAGUUCAAUGGCUGACCUGUACACUAAGAAGUAUGAUGUGAAUCCUGAUCUAGUAGCAGACGUUCACCAGUAUAUAUACAAGUCUUCAGGUAUUGUGGGCGGGCGGCCAGAUGAAGUGCUAGAGAGGACCAGGGCGGUGGUACAGAGUGGGGACCUCUACCGAUGCCUGCUCUGUGAGGCCCUUGUGGAGUUCAUACUGGACAGGGACCAGUUUGAGAGGGGAGGGGCCAUGUACAAUCUGGCGGUGAAAAUACACCAUAAGCUCGACCAGACUAAACUGUAUUCCUUUCCAACAAUAGGGGCUGUGUGCUCCUAUGAUGAGAAGCAAGAUUGCUUGAUACCAGACAAAGCAAGGAGCAAGCCUAAACAAUGUACAUUUUGUUCUGGGACUACUUUGCGCCAGGUUAGAGCUGAUGGCAGUAAUGUGUAUGAAAAUGGUGAUCGAACCACAACCCCUUGCGUUGGAGGCAAAUGCUUAUGUGGAUUUAAGCACUAUUGGGAUGGCAAGGAGUAUGACAAUUUGCCUGAAAUUUAUCCCGUGAGCUUGAGCUGGGGUGGGAAGACCGUUUCAGAAGAGAUUCCCUGGUUUCAGGACGAGUCAAACAUAGCUCUUAACAGCAAUGUGUAUGAAGUCGCUCAAAACAUUGUGCAGAAACACUUUCCAGGUGUGUUUGGCAGUGAGCGUCUGGUGCAGCAUGUGGUGGACACGAUCCUUGCACAGUCUGCGGCCUCCUACAAGGAGAAGAAUGCCACAGAGUCUGCCACCUUGCCAGAGACAGGAGAGCAGGAGGAUGGGUUUGACGCUGAGAUGGCUUCAAAAAUAAUCCUAACUGGGCCAGCAAAGAAGACAUUGCACAAAGAGGAGCUUGUCAAGAGUGAGAAAGAGAAGCUGGUGAGACAGAACAUACAGGCGCAUGCACCCAAGCUGCAGGUUAAGAGAGCCUCCCAGAAUCCCUCUCACAAACUGGUAAAAACUCUACAUGUAGCUGCACCAAGAGGAAUACCAGUGCUGGGAACCAUAGUAAGGGAUAAAUUAGAAACAGAAACAGAAGCAGGGUCCCAGUCUGCUUUUCAAUCAACCAGUGACCAGUCUGUGCACAAAGAAAAGAAAGUCAGAUUGCAGACUUCGGAUGGUAGACAGGUGAUGCUGACCCUUGUUGAAGAAGUGACAUAUAGUGCACUGCAGAGGCUCAUAUAUGAGGCAGUGAAUGUGCCAGAAGAUAGGCAGAGGCUGCGAAUGGGUUUUCCACCAAAACUGCUGGAGGCGCCACCUGCUGGCAAAGAGCAGGUGCUUGAUAUCAAACAUGGAGAUAAGAUAGCGCUGGAAAUCUUACCUGAUCAUACCACUUCCAGAGAAGACAUCGAGCUAGAUGUUGAGGCUACCACAGUGGGUGCCCAGGGCUCUUCGGAGGAAGCCCACAGCUCCAUGUCAUGGACAAGCUUCGAGAAAGACAUCCAAAAUCAGAAUGCAGAGACACUCCUACAGGCCCUGAAAAAUGCUAACCAGGGUGGAGACAGCCUGGAUACCUCAAUAGCUUCACUGACCAUCCUCAGUGCAGUGGAGGGCAAGGACUUUUGGUCAUACGUCCAGGGCAUGCCCCACCUGUUCUCAGUGGGGGGUCUACUGUACCAGCAGGUGAAGCGAGACAUGGGCCUGGUGGAUGGCAAGCACUGCCAGCUGCCUUGCCUUCCUGGAAAAGUGUUCCGGUACAGUGCGACAGAGGACAGGCUGGAGCUAUGCCUGGAGCCUGACGGACAUUUCCAGGUGCAGCCAAACAUCGAGGCUCGAGUCAAAGAACGCAGCGUCACGGACCCCCGUACAGAGGUGAAGUUUGGUGGCAGCGGUGCAAUACACCAUGGCUCCGACAGGCCUGCCUUCGGAGGUCAAGGCCACUCCCUCAAGUCCACACUUACUACAGAAGCCCGGAUGCCAGGGGACUUGCAGUACAUCCCUCACCACCCCCACGCUCGGGGUAUCAAGGAUCUGUGCAGUCCCCCAGGAUCACACCAGAACACGAUAGAUGAGGAGACAGAGGAAGGCAUGCAGACAGAACAGUCAGCUGAGGUUGGCAAGGAGGAAGUGUUGUAUCAUAGAUUGGGACCAGGUUACAGCGUCAUAGACCACUCGGAGAUGAAUGAUGCCAACAGAAACCUGGAAAUGUUCCGAGCUCUCUCAGAGCACAUUGAACGAACGCUCACUCAAGUUACUGAAGAGAUGGAAGAGGAUGAGGAAAGUGACCAAAAUGUGAACGCUUCCAAAGGUGACCCAACUCUGAAUGACGAGUGUUCUAAAACUGAGGCUGUGGUGACAGAAUGUGUUGAUGUCAUUGAAGUGGCAAAUGCCUUGGAUGUUGCAAAGAAAGAAAUUAGCAAUUCAAACAUGGAUGAUCGGUUAUUUAUUUGUUCAAAGCUCUGUCCUGAAAAUCAUACAGAAUCAGAAAAAGAUGAAGAUGUAAGUAAAAUGCAAGUGGAUGUCGCAAAGACUGAAGAAGAAAUUUCUAUCACAGAAGGAACAAACAUGCAUCUGAUAGAGGAAAACAGAAUCACAAGUUUUGAAGAUAGAAUGGACGCAAAUAACGAGAAUUUACCUACCACUGAAGUUUUUUCUUGCCUUGAAAAACCAACAGACCAAAGAGAAGCCACAUUUGAAAGCAAAGCUGGUCAUGAACCAGAAAAUUUGAACAAGGAUCUUGUAAAUGAAACGCUCGAGUCUUCAACAGAAAACAAAUAAUAAAUGUGUGUUGGAUAAUUAUAUUAUAUUAUAUAAUAAUUUAAGGCUUUAUAUUUCUUUGUCAGUGAAAUAAUUUAUGUGUUUGUUUACGAGAAACAUGUUUAUGUUGUUUUGUGCUUUUGAUUCUAAAAAUUUGUUGUUAAUAUUUUAAGACUCUGGUCUAAAGUCACAGAGAAAAUAUUAUUUAUUUGAAAUUAUUUCUUAUGUUAAAAACCUUUGUAUUUUUAAUUAGUUUAUUGUUAAUUUGUUACCAUGUAAUAAAACAUGAGCACUUUAUCAUUUCAAAACCAUCCUCAUACGUAAAUCAUAUAAGGUCACACAAAUCUGUAAUGAGCUAUAUCAAAAUACCUACCAGAACUUAAGUUAUAUGUGAAUAAAAGUCCUUUUUAUCAACAUAUUUAACAUUGUUUUGUUAUAAUUCUGUUUUAGAACUAUCUGGGUUAAAGCACAUAAAUGGUAUUUUUUCCAUUGAAAAGACUUUCCGCUGAGAGACAAAGAAGCUGUUAAUGCAACAAACAUUUUCAUGAGAACAAGUUUAAAACCCCUUGUAUACAAUUCCCGGAGAGUCAGUGUGGUCUUCUGUAAUGGCUAACAUGGUCGACCAAAAUGUAUUGGAUAAGGUACAUGUAGCAAGGAGAAAUGAGUUGAGAGAUAACUGCUUUUAAUAAAGAUGAUAUUGUAAUAUGAAAUUGUUUUGAGAGCCCAAUUUAUCGGUAAUUGUUGUGUUUUAACUGGCUGUCAAAAUGUAAGAAAUAUAUAAUUUGUGUAAUUAUGAAUCCAUCUUUUCAAAACAUUCCUGCUAUAGAUUUCAAUAUGGAAUUAUUUGUGCAUAAUUAUUAUUCAAAUAUAAAUUUUAAUACCUCAUCCCACUAAUUCCUUCUGUAGUUAAGAAAAGAACGGCCAUAGGUUCAGCAAACAUAACCAAUUGUCCAAUGCACCCUUCUGUCCAUCCAUAAUAGAUCAAGGAUUAUUGUGUCUAAAACUUACAUCGGUUGCUUAAAAAAUUUCACAGUUGUAGUUGGUCACAGACAGGUGUAACUGAAGGGGGACUACACAGUUGUAGUUGGUCACAGACAGGUGUAACUGAAGGGGACUACAGGAUAACUUCUAUCUAUUUACAAAGAUGAAUCUAAUGAAUGUUUAUCACAUGUAUUGUGUGCAAUUUAUGUAGGUGCAUGUACUACAAUGAAAAUUAAAAUGGUAGGUUUUUGCUUUUAACGUGUCCUGAUUCGUUAAAAUGUUCAUUAAUGCAGCAAUCAUGUGUAACCUUUAAUAGCUUUUUUAUGUACAUUUAUGCAAAUUUUAUACAUCUGAAUCAUAACAAAUGGAUAUUGUCGCUACAUGUAUUUGUAUUGUCUGUUAUAAAAUCUUUAUUUAUAUUUCAAUUUAACAAUGUGUAGUGUUUGGGAUAUUGUUUUCAUUAUAAAAAAUAGUGCUACUGCUAGUUAUUUAUGCUUUCCAGUUAUUCGUGGGAAAUACAAGUGAUCCAAAACCGGUUAUUUACUGUUAUGAUCUGAAAAAUUACGUGAAAAUUAUCAAUUAUUUGUACUGCUAAACCGUGAAAUGACAUCAUUAUUAUGACAUCCGGGCACUAUUAUUUUCAAAGAAAUGACCAGUUUUACAAUUUGUUUUAAAAACAUUAAGUUUUAGUAUUUUUAUGUCCCCCACUAUAGUAGUGGGGGACAUAUUGUUUUUGCCCUGUCUGUUGGUUGGUCUGUUGGUUGGUUUGUUUGCGCCAACUUUAACAUUUUGCAAUAACUUUUGCUAUAUUGAAUAUAGCAACUUGAUAUUUGGCAUGCAUGUGUAUCUCAUGGAGCUGCACAUUUUUAGUGGUGAAAGGUCAAGAUCAAGGUCAUCCUUCAAGGUCAGAGGUCAAAUAUAUGUGGCCAAAAUCGCUCAUUUUAUGAAUACUUUUGCAAUAUUGAAGAUAGCAACUUGAUAUUUGGCAUGCAUGUGUAUCUCAUGGAGCUGCACAUUUUGAGUGGUAAAAGGUCAAGGUCAAGGUCAUCCUUCAAGGUCAGAGGUCAAAUAUAUGUGGCCCAAAUCACUUAUUUUAUAAAUUCUUUUGCAAUAUUGAAGAUAGCAACUUGAUAUUUGGCGUGCAUGUGCAUCUCAUGGAGCUGCACAUUUUGAGUGGCGAAAGGUCAAUGUCAAGGUCAUCCUUCAAGGUCAGAGGUCAAAUAUAUGUGGCCCAAAUCGCUUAUUUUAUGAAUACUUUUGCAAUAUUGAAGAUAGCAACUUGAUAUUUGGCAUGCAUGUGUAUUUCAUUGAGCUGCACAUUUUGAGUGGUGAAAGGUCAAGGUCAUCCUUCACAAGGUCAAGGUCAUCCUUCAAGGUCAAACGUCAUAUAGGGGGACAUUGUGUUUCACAAACGCAUCUUGUUUAAGAAUCAAUUUAAAUGACUUGUGAUAAUUUGAAAUAAGUAUUUCACAUAUGGAUAUUACUUUCUCUGAUCUCUCUUAAAUCAAUCAGCUAUCAAUUCCAAUGAAUAUUCUCUGUGGCUAUACAAGUCAUUUUAAAUAGUAAUGAGUAUUAAAUCAUUCCUUUUAAUAAAAAACCCUGAUUGAACAUUUAUUGAUGACCCUUAACUGGCAUUUAAGAGCUUAUUUGGACAUCCUAUGUAAGAUAAUCAGCCAGUGGUAUUUAUUUAAGUGUGUGAGCUUUUCACUGAUUCAUACUUAUACUGCAUAUAUCAAAUUCUAAAAUGAGAUAAAAAAAAUGUUAAUUUCAAAUAAUUUUGCAUCUAUGUAUUUUUGUCCUAUCAUACAGUGCCGGCAGUUUUAAAGAAAUUUGUUUUUUUUCUUUACAAAGAUCCCGACGUUAUCACAAAGUACCCAUAAGUAAGUUAAUACCUUCAUGUACCAUAAAUUGUCAAUUAAACCUGUGCUACAGUUAACUUUAGAUACACAUGCGAGUCUAGACUGUUGUCUUAUGAUGAACUUCCAAAGGCAAUAUCUGUUAGAAAAUUGAUGUUACAAUUAUUGUUCAACAAUAAAAGGACCAAAAUGA